GGAAAAAACUUCCUUAUUAUAAUUUAAUUGUGCAUUAGAUAUUUGUGCUCCAGAUAGGUAGCAAAAUCUCACCUUUAAUUUAUUUUUCAGAACAAAUACAAACUAUUAUGAUGAUGGAGGAGUCUGUUCAGCAUGUUGUCAUGGCAGCCAUUCAAGAGCUUAUGAGUAAAGAAACUCCAGCAUCAGUUGGAAAUGAUGCUUAUCUGGAUCUUGAUCGUCAGUUGAAGAAAACUACUGAAGAGCUAAAUGAAGCAUUAGCUGCCAAGGAGGAAAUUUCACAAAGAUGCCAUGAACUGGACAUGCAGGUUGCAGCUCUACAAGAAGAAAAAGGCAGUUUACUAGUAGAAAACCAAGCUCUUAUGGAGCGCCUCAACCAAUCUGAUUCUAUUGAAGAUCCGAACAGCCCAGCAGGACGUAGACACCUUCAAUUACAAACUCAGUUGGAACAACUACAAGAAGAGACUUUUAGAUUGGAAGCAGCAAAAGAUGAUUAUCGGAUUCGAUGUGAGGAACUUGAAAAAGAAGUUUUAGAAUUACGACAGCAGAAUGAGGAGCUUACUAGUCUUGCAGAAGAAGCCCAGUCUUUGAAGGAUGAGAUGGAUGUGCUUAGGCACUCUUCUGAUAAAGUGAGUAAGUUGGAGGGCAUGGUAGAGUCAUAUAAAAAGAAGCUGGAAGAUUUGGGUGACUUGCGUCGACAGGUGAAGCUUCUUGAGGAAAAGAACACGAUGUACAUGCAGAACACAGUCAGUCUAGAGGAGGAGUUACGAAAAGCAAAUGCUGCACGAGCCCAACUGGAAACAUACAAGAGACAGGUUCUUGAGCUUCAAAACAGGUUGUCCGAGGAGUCCAAAAAGGCAGACAAAAUGGAGUUUGAAUAUAAAAGAUUAAAGGAAAAAGUGGAUACUCUUCAAAAAGAAAAAGAUAGGUUGAGAACCGAGAGAGAUUCUUUGAAAGAAACUAUUGAAGAACUGCGAUGUGUUCAGGUGCAUCAAGGCCAACUUUCAGCCGGACUUAUUCCAAUCAACAGUCAAGAGGCAUCAGACAGUUUAGCAGCAGAGAUACUCACACCUGAAAUCAGGGAAAAACUUAUCCGGCUACAGCAUGAAAACAAGAUUCUGAAGUUGAACCAAGAGGGAUCAGAUAACGAAAAGAUAGCUCUACUGCAAAGCUUGCUGGAGGAUGCCAACAGAAGGGAGAGUGAACUGGAAACAGAGAAUAGGCUAGCCAAUCAGAGGAUUUUGGAAAUACAGUCUCAGGUUGAAGAGCUUCAGAAGGCAUUGCAAGAUCAGGGCUCAAGAGCAGAAGAUGCUAUUUCAAUUCUUCUGAAAAAGAAACUGGAGGAACAUCUGGAGAAGCUUCAUGAAGCCCACACUGAGCUUCAGAAGAAACGAGCUUACAUUGAUGAUUUAGAACCAAAAUACAAUAACAGCUCUCAAAAAAUUGAAGAGCUUCAAGAAGCCUUGAGAAAGAAAGAUGAAGAUAUGAAACAAAUGGAGGACCGAUACAAGAAGUACUUAGAAAAGGCUAAGAGUGUAAUCAGGACCUUGGACCCCAAACAGAACCAAGGAGCAGCCCCAGAAGUUCAAUCUUUGAAAAAUCAGCUGCAAGAAAAGGAACGAAUGUUGCAUUCCUUAACGAAAGAAUAUGAGAAGACAAAGAUUCAGAGAGAUCAUGAAGAGAAGCUGAUUGUUAGUGCAUGGUAUAACAUGGGAAUGGCUCUUCAUAAGAAAGCAGCAGAAGAAAGACUUGCCAGCACUGGUUCAGGACAGUCCUUCCUAGCUAGACAGAGACAGGCAACAAGUACACGGCGACCUUAUCCUGGGCACGUUCAACCAGCAACAGCAAGCGUUUCAGCUGUCUGCAUUUUCUAUCAUGAGAAAAGACCAUUCAGCCAUCAAAUCUACUUUCUCUGGGUCAACAAAACUCCCAUCACCACAUCCAGCUCUAUUUGGAACAAAACUAACAUUUUUACCUUUUCUACCUUGCCUGGCAUAUUAUUUCACACAUUUAUCAUUCUUUAGGAGACGUACUUCUGCCAGAUUCCUGCUUUGGAAUAUUUUCACUCAUUUCCACUUGCGCUUUCCUUCUGUUUACUUGAAGUAGUGAUAUGAAUUUAUGUUUCGACGCUAAGUACUUUGCUGUGCCUUGAUGGUCUUUUUUUCCAGAAUAUAAAGCUGUUUUUCAUUGGGAUUGGACUUCUCUCUCCUGUGUCCUUUACAACGUCAGUAUAUAUCUUUUUCAGUGAAUGUGCUGUUGAGAACUGGAUACAGUAAUUUAUGCAUAAACACCAAAAAUGCCAAAAACACUCAACAGGUCAAGCGAUGUAGAAUUGGCAUUUCAGGUCACUGACACUUCAUCAGCAUCUGCAGUAUUUUUCAUCUGUUUUCUAGUAGUGUAAAUUGUUGCCCUACCAGUGUACUGGAAAUCUUACAACUUCAUGGGCUUCCACUAAUUAUCCUGUAUAAACUGUUUAGUCAUACUAGCUAUAUGUUGGAAAUGGUCUACUCUUCUGAUUCUUUUCUAAAUAUGUGUGAACUCAAUUGUCAUUUAUAUAAUUUUUGACCGAUACAUUGAUCAAUAGCCAGUUUUGACUUUUUUAGCAAAACUGUUCUCUCUACCAUUCUAGAGUUAGCCCUACAAAUUUGAUCCAUUUAAUUAAAAUUUUCAAAUGGACUAAAAUAAUCCCUCGGUUGACACAGCUCUGUUUCCUUUUUAACCAGUUUCUUGCCUGGUCCCUUGCUCUUGUAGUUAAACUUAAAGGGAUGUACAGGGCCAAAGAUUGCAGUCCCAUCAAGUUGGCCCCAAACGAAUUUUAUAAGUCUUUGUCAAAACAUUUUAUCCAACUUGUAGCAUCAAAAAUGUUCUUCAGAAAGAUCCUACCUCUCUAAAUCCUUGCUGGCAGUUUCUAAUAAAGUUAUUCCUGUAUAGAUUCUCUUCUAAUCUGUCCCUUUAAUAAAGAUUUAUUUCAGCUUAAAUUAUGUACUCGGCUGCAGUACAGUUUGAUACCAAGAAAAAUGGGAUGAUUGGUAGCUUACGUGCUUUUCUUAACAUUAUAUUCAUCAUUUUUGUUUGAGUAGGCAAAUAAAAGCUAGAAGCCCUACUCUUGUCAAAUGUAUAGAAAGAUUUAUUAUGCUCUAUUUCUUCCUACGACUAAAACGUGAAGAUAUUUAAAAUUUAAGCUUUGCGUUAUCAGUUAUUUUUGCAAAAUCCUUAAUAAAUCACGAAUUACAGAAUUGUUGCAUUAUCAUGAGCUACAAUAUGAUCUUCCAACACUUGCUUCACAAUGGCUUGGGUGGCAGAAAUUGACAACUUGCCAAAAUGAAUUAACAUUUGUAUUAUGAGAACUAUGCACUAAUACUGAAUAUUGUCAUUGCCCUCAUGGUAAUUAAGAGGUACGCCGUUCUUCAUUUACAGUUACUUUUGUUGCUUAUGCAGGUUACAUUACUGUCAGUAAUAACUGAGUACCUGGUUUGGAAAAUGAGAUCUGAGUUGCUCAUUUUUGAACUGUUAAUAACUAGUCAAGUGGUAUUUUAAUCCAAAAUAGAAUAUUAUGAUAAGCAUGAUGACUUGCAAAUAACUUUAACUGUUAUUUAUUUUGUAGCAAUACUCUAUAGUGAUGGUUACUAAAUUUAGAAGCACUAACCCUUCCCAGUAAAUGCUAAGUAAAAGGCAUGCAAUUAAUAUUUUUGUUUAAUUUUUUUUUUUUCUUCAUUUGCAGUGACUUGAUUGCAUGAUCUGCAGCAUGGCUUUCCAGCACUGGUUGUUCAUUUGCAUGACUGACACUUUGGAUGCAUAAUCUAUUAACCUGCUACUGUUCAAUUUUCUAACCUGCCUAUACAACAAAUGUAAUGGUCCAGGUCCCCUCUGUAAUCUAGAUGUCUGGACUUAUUACUAAAAGGAACUGGACAACACACUCUGGUUGAGCACCCUGUGCUUUUCUGGAACUUGGCAUCAUUCUGACAGACCAGUGGUCUUAUCUUCCGGCUAACAAUUGAAAUCAGUUACCCAAUGGUGCACAUUCUAGUUGUCCAAGGUGAAACCAUGAUUCCACUAGCAUGGAAUGCUAACUUGAGCACAAAAAUUAACUAUUUGUUUCCUGAAAUGUGAGUACCUGCAGUAUCAUCUGGUGCCAUUUUCAAGCCAGUUAUUCAAGUGGCAGACUGAGUGUAUGAGCUCUCCAUAAUAAAGCUCAAUUAAGAUUUACAACAAAAAGACUUUUAUAAGCAUAAACAUGAAGCACCUCAGUACUUACACAAAGGUCAAUAGUUUUAAUACUUUAUUAUUUUCUUAGGCUGCUUUUUGAUUUGCCUUGUCAGCUCAUAACAUGUUCCUGUUUACUAUUCAAUUUUCUGCUUUGUUCUCCAAAAUGAAAAGCGGAGUCACAAAGUGCAAGUAUUCAUAAUAUGCACUACAACUUAGUAUUGUAUUUAUUUACCUUUUGUAUUUUGAUUGAAAUGUAGUAUUCAGUGUUGGAGAAUUAAGGAAAGGUUGUUUGUUUGUGUCUCAAAACAUGUUAAAAUUAUUAGUGUUGUAAUUGAUUUUACUCUCUGCUUUAAUCUCAUUGUGUAAUUGCCUAUCUAAAUGCUGCUUGUAUAAAUUAUGUACAUAUAAUAAGCCAACAGAACUGGGUUAUCUUUGUUCAGGAAAUGUUCACAAAGUGAACAAUAUAUUACACAAUAUCUUUCUUCAAUGUAUCUUUGCCCCAAAUGUUCCACAUACUGCAAAAAAUGUACAGUUCAAUAUAUUGUAAAUAAAGUCUGUCAAUAGUUCAGAAAA
Molecule: messenger RNA, 4776 nt
Organism: Rhincodon typus (whale shark)
Lineage: Eukaryota; Metazoa; Chordata; Chondrichthyes; Orectolobiformes; Rhincodontidae
Gene: hook3
Product: hook microtubule-tethering protein 3
Exons: 19
Coding region: 108-2021 (637 amino acids)
Biological process (GO): cytoskeleton-dependent intracellular transport; cytoplasmic microtubule organization
Cellular component (GO): cytoplasm; centrosome
Molecular function (GO): dynein light intermediate chain binding; microtubule binding
Source: RefSeq, a predicted model, not a curated record